GUCGCAGCUGAAUUUCUUGUUUUGUUUAUGUAUGAAAUUUUGCAGGCCCUGAAUUAGAAAGGCAUUCAUGAGGACCUCGCGGGCGGCUCAACUUCGCCAAUCGUAAAAUUAAGUUCUGAUGGACGUGACGGGAGAUUCGACGUCGGAAAAUGCGAUGGAUGAUCUCCAGGGCGAAAUUUACAAAAAGAAGUUCGAGUUGUUGCUCAAACGAUGCCGGGAAAUAGAACAGGACAAUCAACGAAUAGCUUACAGGAUUUACAAAGUAGAGAAAAUGUACAAAGAGACUCGACAUGACAAAAAAAUUUUAAAACAAAGACUGGACCUUCACCGCGAUGAAUGGCGGGCUGCGUACGCAGAAAGAAAUAGCGCCGACGCCCCCGAGGGACUUCUUCCGCCACCCCAAAGCAACCUAGUACCACAUCCGCCCGCUCCUCCUCAAAAACCAGUCAAAUUAAAAAUCAGCCUUGGCAAGUCGCCCCAGGCUUCAAGUAGCAAAGCGCCUGUCAAGCAACCUGCGGCUUCGUCUUCAAGGGCUGCUCCCAAACCUCAGAACCCUUCCAAGGCGCACGGAGGAAAGCCCAAAGCCGUCAUGCCUAUAAAACAACCUGUGAAUCGAUCAGCGCUUAACAGCCCUGCAAGCAAAUCUUCCUUAGGAGGAAAACCACAGUCACUAAUCAGACCUCCGUUGCCCUUACAAGCGCAGCCUCCAGCUUCAAAAGCACCAAAUCGGAGAGCGUCGAUUGAGAAAGGUGGCAAAAAAGCGUCCAAAGAAAGGCCUAAGAAACCCAAAGUGGAGAAAGAUCCGAAUGCUCCAAAGAAACCAGCCAAUCCCUUCCUGCAGUUUUGCAAAGAGCAGAGAUUGAUCACGACCGAACUCAUGCGAGGAGCGUCCGACAUCAACAAACAAGAAUUGAACAAAGUUCUCUGCAACCGAUGGAAAACCUUGACUCCAGAGGACAAAAAGGUGUACAUUGAAAAGUAUGAACUGGAAAAGCAGCAGUACAGUAUCGAGAUGGAACUGUACGGCAGGCAAAAGGAGGGUAUGCUUGGGUCGCUGCCUGCCGAGUUGUUUGAUCUGCCUUAAACGUACUCUUGGACCUGCUGCACCAUGUCAUUGCCAAAUAAAUUUUAGAUCUAAUUGAAUGAAAAACAAAUCUAUUC
Molecule: messenger RNA, 1161 nt
Organism: Neocloeon triangulifer
Lineage: Eukaryota; Metazoa; Arthropoda; Insecta; Ephemeroptera; Baetidae
Exons: 6
Coding region: 119-1084 (321 amino acids)
Biological process (GO): regulation of gene expression
Cellular component (GO): nucleus
Source: RefSeq, a predicted model, not a curated record